Messenger RNA from Stegostoma tigrinum, 3274 nucleotides. Its product is annotated as serine/threonine-protein kinase 32A-like. The transcript is spliced from 13 exons. NCBI's taxonomy places the organism in Eukaryota, Metazoa, Chordata, Chondrichthyes, Orectolobiformes, Stegostomatidae. Bases 765 to 2048 code for a protein of 427 amino acids. The record is from RefSeq and is a predicted model, not a curated record. Gene Ontology annotation, biological process: protein phosphorylation; G protein-coupled receptor signaling pathway; regulation of signal transduction. Gene Ontology annotation, molecular function: ATP binding; G protein-coupled receptor binding; G protein-coupled receptor kinase activity.
GGUACCCCCCGCGAGGGGCGGGGGCGGUAGUUCGCAGACAUGGUGCUCUUUGCAACUCCAGAAUACGGUGGACAGCAUAGGCGAGUGAAUGACACAAGACUCGCCCAAAGUGAACUAGCAACUUCAAAGCCGCUCAGACACCACACCAGCUUCAUCUGUCUCCAGUGACUCACUCCAUAGUACAGGACCGAUCUAAAAACACUGCAACUGGUUUCAUUUGUCAACCCACGGUACAGAUGGCCGUGGCAUUGUACAGAUCAUACACCUUUUCAAGGGAGAUCGAUCGUAUAUGUUAAGCAAGCCAUCGGACGACAAGCCUGAACAUUUCAGAAUUAAAGACUAAAAUAAGAUAUCUUAUAGAUUUAGCAAGGCGGUGGAAAUGGCUGGUGAUUGAUUCCACGUUUGCAACCUCUUUCUCCAAUAGGGCUUCCUAGACAAGCCGGCUCCCCAACAACCGGAUUAUCUCUACUCUUCCCCCGCUCCGUGUCCGAUCAAACAGGAGACUCAAAAGUGAAUCUGCAUCACUUUUUUUUCGGAAUUUUUUUCCGGAACAGAUAGUGGUGGCUGUGGCUGGAAAGGCUGGUGCUUUGGCGAUAACAACUUCUCCCAUCUCUAUCUGGCAGUGCCUUUACGACCUAAGACUGUUUGCACCCGACUCCAGACUGAGACUGCCCAACACCGAGGGCUGGACCUGUGACGCCGCAGCUCGUCUUCUGACGCCCUUCCGAUAAUGUAAUUUUAAACAGCGGUGUGAGGAGCUGAAGAUGGGGGGCAGUCAUUCUCACAAAACUCCGGUUUUUGAUGAGAACGAGGACGUAAACUUUGACCAUUUCCAGAUCUUAAGAGCAAUUGGCAAAGGCAGCUUUGGCAAGGUCUGUAUUGUGCAGAAGAAAGACUCAAAGAAGAUGUAUGCCAUGAAAUACAUGAACAAGCAACAGUGCGUGGAGCGUAAUGAAGUGCGAAAUGUAUUUAAAGAAUUGCAAGUUAUGCAGGGUCUGGAACAUCCAUUUCUUGUCAAUUUAUGGUAUUCAUUUCAGGAUGAGGAAGAUAUGUUUAUGGUAGUGGACCUUCUUCUGGGCGGAGACCUUCGUUAUCAUCUACAACAGAAUGUUCACUUUAAGGAGGAAACAGUGAAACAUUAUAUUUGUGAGCUGGCUCUGGCUCUGGAUUAUCUUCAGAGCAGACACGUCAUUCACCGGGACAUUAAACCUGACAACAUUCUUCUUGAUGAUCGUGGACACGUGCAUGUCACUGACUUCAACAUUGCAGCAUUGGUAAAGAAGGAGAAGCAGGCUACUUCAAUCGCAGGCACAAAACCUUACAUGGCUCCUGAGAUAUUCCAUCCUUUUGUAAAUGGUUGUACUGGCUAUCUCUUUGCUGUAGACUGGUGGUCUCUUGGAAUCACAGCCUAUGAGCUUCUCAAAGGACAGAGACCAUAUGAAAUCCGUUCCAACACUUCAGUUAAUGAAGCCGUUCACAUAUUCAACUCUGUCAGCAUAAGCUAUCCCUCUAGCUGGUCCAGUGGAUUGGUGUCACUGCUUCGGAAGCUGCUUACAAUUAGUUCAGAGCAACGCCUCUCCAGGCUGGCAGACAUGCAAACCUUUCCUUACCUCGCCGAUAUCAACUGGGAUGCCGUUUUGGAGAAGAAGCUCACUGCUGGUUUUAUUCCCAAUAAAGGACAACUAAACUGUGACCCCACAUUUGAACUCGAGGAAAUGAUUCUGGAGUCUAAACCCCUUCACAAGAAGAAAAAGCGUCUGGCAAAAAAGUUGAAGGAAAACAGAAAAGACAAUUCAUCACUGAAUGGCAGUCAGGAGAAAAACCGUUCUCAUUGGAAUUUUACACGCUUUGCGAAGAAUGGACACCUUCAGCAACAUUUAGACACAGUCCGGAAGGAAUUUAUUGUUUUUAACCGAGAAAGACUCAAUCAAAAUCCAGGUCAAGCACAGCAAAAAUGCACAGCAGACAAAAUGGAGCAUCAGAAAGAAGGCGAUGACGGAAAAAACAACAAUGUGAUAAGACAAUUCGCACGCAGCCAUGUUAGUUAGGCUGCGCUCCGGGAGCAUAGCACCUCUGGGAACUUCAAAACUAGAUAGGAAACGCACCAUGAAUCUGCAUAGUACAUGUCAGCCCUAACCGUUAAAAAAAGACAUUGUCAUAGCUGCUAUCAGUGCUUGAAUGCACCACAUAGCAUGGUACUGAGCAACACAAGCUAGAAGAUCCCAGGUUUAAUCCUGAAUUUUGCUGAGUCUCCGCCCGGGCAGCAGGUGAGAGGGGUGCCACAAUUGACCUCAGCACUUCUGAGCAAGGCAAGUGAGGAAAUGGGGUGUGCCGAGGUGGGUGGAGAUGGAGUUCAGGGAACCUGCCGAUCACACAAAAACACUAAAAAUGGCUCUCAGGCCAGUGAGCAUGCGGACGCCGGUACUCUGCAUACGUUUCCAGAGGAAGUAAGCUCCUUAAUGAGGCAUGAGGGAGAUUACUGGCAAGUCUUUGUGAAAGUGUUUUUCUUUUGCAGAGAGAGUGCAAACCAGACGGCAAAACACAAAUAGUGCAGACGCUGGAAAUCGUAAAAUAUACCGUACACAGCAGGAGAGAGUAACUGUGGAGAGCGGAAAGAGUAGGUAUUUCAGGUCAUUGACCUCUUAGCAGUAAAACAGUGAUUGCCUUGAAAUAUAAACUUGGUUCAUCUCUCCACAGAUGCUACCAAACCUGCUGAGUACUUCCAGCAUUUACACCUUUUAUAACAAAUCCAAAAAAAUGUAUAUCAUUCACAUAUCAUUGCCACCAUGCUGUCUAGAGACGGAAGGUUGUUCAAACAACAGUGCGACUUUAACCAUGUGCAUUAACUAGAUACUAACUCUAUCACACAAAAAAAUGAAGCCAUGUUGGCUCAGCACCAGAUCAAAAUACUUGUUACAGAUUUGGAAUCAUUAUCAGUUGAAAAAAAAGUCUGGGUUGCCAAUGAAGGCCUGAGUCUACCCAGCUACCCUAUGCCUUAACCUCCCAAGAUGCUGUUGCCACUGAUGGCGACAACUUGGGAUUCAGCAGCACUCACCAGAUCCCACCAUUAGUAGCUUUGAAUAUGUGUCUGGGAAAUGCAGUAGAACAGUUUGUUUUCUAUGCUCCAAGUUUACAUUUAAACUUUUUUUUUGGAUGUUACUGUUAUUAAGUAUGGAAAAUGCAGUUUUAAAAACAUAAAUUAAAGACUAACCUGUUAUGAAGUUUUUAACAACCUAUGUUCACUUUUUAACCAAAUAAAUAAUCUCAUAACGGC